AUGACAUUUUCUUGUAUUUCUGAGGUAUAUUUGUAUUUCUGCUACUACCACUACGGAUAUUUACCACAAAAUACAGGAUUUCUCAGCUGCAUAACACUGAUAUUAACACACACAAAAAUGAACAAGAAUGAAUUCACUCCGAUCGAUACUCAAUAUACAACUGGACAAGAAGCUCCAAAUAUUGCUUCAAUAUUUACAUCAAGAAAACAUUUCAUGGAAUGGUUUCGUUCCUACUUUGAUCGAUCAUUAUUAAUCUUCCAACUGUUCUACUUUGCCUAUUAUGCUGCAUUUGGUUCCCUAUUCCCCCUGAUAUCAAUUUAUUUUAAACAACUCGGUUUAAAUGCUUUACAAUGUGGGAUAUUAAGUGGAACACGUGCACUGUGUGAAUGUUUCGCUGUCCCAUUUUGGAUUGCAUUAGCUGAUAAAUGGAAAAAGGGUAAAAUGUUUGUCCUUGUCAGUUUAGUUUGUGCUAUGGCAUUUACACUUGGCUUAGGAUUUGUACGUCCAACACCAGAAGGUUGUUUGGUCAGUCUACCGAGGUCAUCAGCAGCACGAUACAAUGCAACACGGGUAAACAGCGAUGAUGGUGAAGAUGGAUUAAUUCUGAGUAUUAUUCAACCCUAUAAAGCAUCAAGAUACGAUGAUAUCAAAUCGGUUGAUAUGGAUAGAGAUUUAGCGCUGAAGAUACGUAACCAAUUGGGACAAUCGCCACUUUAUUUAAAUACAAAGCUGUUAGUCUCUCCACCAAAAAUGAAAGCUACACGUUGGGGUAGUGGUGUUGGCCAACAGACAGGCGAUCAAAAUCUGUAUGCAAGAACACAAGCCUAUCAUGAUCCAACACAAUAUCCACCUGGUAGUCUUGUUAUGCCGCUUUAUUCAACUGUCGUCUACAGCCAGACAAAAAUUAAUCAAAUUUUUAUUGUCAUCUUAUUACUACUGAUAUUUGGUGAGAUUAUGUCAUGUGCUGCUAUCCCUAUAGUCGACGCGGCUGUAGUACAACAAGGCGUCACUGAAGUAUGCAAUAGUUAUGAAAGACAACGGAUAUUCGGUUCACUUGGUUGGGCACUGUCAAUGUUUUUUAUCGGUUUAACACUGGAUCAUUCUACAAGCUUUCCAGACUAUCCAUGCUUACAUCCUGGUUAUCGUGAGAAGAAUUACAUGGUCUGUUUUGCUACAUAUUCAGUAUUUAUUGCCUGUGCACUGUUCAUUGCCACCCAGUUCACUUUUCAAUAUGAAGGUGAUUCAGAAAGUAUGUACUUUAAACUAGUGAAAGACAAGAUGGCGAAAACAUUUUUGGGUAGACAAACUAAAAAUCGUUCAAAGUUAGUGAAUGAGGAUGAAGAAGAUGGUGAACCAGCGGUUACCGCGACAGGUGGUACUGGUAAAGAUUGGAAACCGACAAGUGAAAUGUCUAGCGAAUUUGAAAAGGCUACAUUUGUUAGUGGAGCGAAACCAAGUAAACAGAGUAAUGAAGAGAUACUGGAACAACAACUCGGUAUAAAAUUUGAUCGUAAAGACGGUGGUGAUGCGAUUAAAAAUCAAAAUUCAGUUGAUACAAGACAAGAGGAGCUGGCAGCUGCUGCACAAUUAAAGGUAACAAGAUGGUUCCACGCCUUGAAACAAUUUCGUCAACCUCGAUUGUUACUGUUUCUCUUUGUUAUUUGGUUUAUGGGUUUGGGUUUAGGGCAGGUAUUUACUUUUCUAUUUUGGCAUAUGCAAGAGUUGAAUGGAUCACCAACUCUAUUCGGUAUUGCAUCAGUGAUAAAUCAUGUUUCAGAGAUAUUCAUGUAUCAGUUCAGUAAACAAAUUAUUGAUAAAAUUGGUCAUUUGAAAGUCUUAUAUUUGGGAUUAGUUGGGAAUGUGUCGAGAUUUCUUUAUGUUUCAUGGAUAACCAAUCCAUGGUGGAUUUUGCCAUUUGAAUUUAUACAAGGUCUCACACAUGCUGGUGUAUGGGUAGCAUGUUGCUCGUAUAUUAUGCAAGCAUUUCAACCAGAAUUUCGUUCAUCAACACUUGGAUUCUUACGGGCUAUUCAUUAUGGAUUGGGACGUGGUUUAGGCGCUAUAUUUGGUGGACUUGUAAUAUCAAGUUAUGGAACUCCUGCAAUGUUUCGGUCUUAUGGUGUUGCCUCAGCUCUAGUGUUGUUGGCCUUUUUAGUACUAAAUUACUUUAUGCCUAUACCAGCAGUUAGCGAAGUAUCAAGUGAAGAGGAUAAAAUGUAUUCUGACAUUGCAUCUAGUAAAACAAAUGUAAAUCAAACACCAUUUGGUAAUGCAUUUCAAACAAGUGAUGUAACGCAUGAUUACUACCUACAAAAGGAGAAAAGCCAACAACCAUUAUCACCAAAACAACAAAUGCCGUAUUCAUCCGUCAAUGGUCAACAGCAACAACAACAAUAUGGACCGCUAAAAGACACGUAUCGUCAAGGCUACUAAUGCAAUAACUAAUGCCAUCUACUUAUUUUAUGGUUAUUCAACUAUUUCUUUUAAGAAUCUCAUCUAAUUGCAUAGCACAAAGUUGAAUAUUUAUAGUAUUUAUCGACAAAAAAAGACAUUGGUUGUGAAGAAAACGAUUCUUGAGAACUUUUGAUCAAGCAGUUAACUGACAAAAUAACCCCACAUCUAGUAUAAUUUCACAUUCUUUAUGAUGACAAAUGAAAAGUGUUCAUUAGCUGACAUUUCCUUAUCAAGCAGUCCACCUUCUAUCGUCUACAUUUAUUCAACACAUAAGGAUAAAUAGUAAAAAUAAUGAAUGUUUACUGCAAUUAUUUUCAUUUCAGUUGCUAAGCAGCUUGUUGUACCAUUUAGAUAUAAUUCUUCGUACCAUUUUAUUCAAAUUUACCGCCAAAGAUAUUUAUGCUUGAAUUAAAAGAAAUAAUGCAUUAUUUAUGAAUGGUUGUGAUUUGAUUCUGUUUACCGCUAAAUAUAUGAUUACUCUUUACCUUCUUAUAUAUAUACAUAUAUGCAUUCAUGAAUUCCAUUUAUUUGAAACUUAAAUCUCUGAGUAAACAUUUACAAUAUACAUCCUUGUUUAAAUGUUUAUAAAAUAACUUUUAUGGAAA
Messenger RNA from Trichobilharzia szidati, 3059 nucleotides. The record is from the annotation of a GenBank genome assembly. Lineage: Eukaryota; Metazoa; Platyhelminthes; Trematoda; Strigeidida; Schistosomatidae.